Molecule: messenger RNA, 2364 nt
Organism: Daldinia caldariorum
Lineage: Eukaryota; Fungi; Ascomycota; Sordariomycetes; Xylariales; Hypoxylaceae
Product: alpha/beta-hydrolase
Exons: 5
Coding region: 203-1984 (593 amino acids)
Source: RefSeq, a predicted model, not a curated record
CACAGAGCAGACGUAAAGGAAAGUAGACAAGGCACUGUGACGAAGACGAGAGAACAAAAGGCAAUUAAAAAGCCCCGCUCUCUCCUCCCUCCCUUUGCUCCCCUUCAAAACGACAUCUCCCGAGUUGUGUCUUAGGGGUGUUUGUCGCAUCUCGCCAAAAAAAAGGUCAUUUAAUCAAGUUCCUGAAACGGUCGUGUUAACAAUGAAACCCUCACGUAGCAUUCUCUCGUGGAUCCUUGCCUCAGCUUUCGGCGGAGGCGGGACUCUAGUCGGGGCCGAAUCGUCUCAAGCACCAACAGUUAAUCUUGGGUACGCGACUUAUCAGGGAGCCUACAACGGAUCGUACGGCCUUAACAUUUGGAAGAGUAUCCGAUAUGCCACGCCUCCCGUGGGAAAGCUGCGCUGGCAAGCCCCUCAGCCCCCUGCCUGGGACAACAAGCAAGUGACGCCGGCGGUGGACCAGCCGCCUCUCUGUCCGCAGACAGGACCCUACGGCGUCCCCGCAAGCUAUGGCUUCAACAGUGGCCCUGGCGAUGAGGACUGCCUCUAUCUCAAUGUGUACGGGGCUCCUGACGCCUCGAAUUUGCCUGUUUUCGUCUGGAUACACGGAGGUGGCUACGGCGUUCUCGGGGCUGUUUACGAUCCGACUGAGCUGAUAAAAGCCAAUGACAACGGCUUGAUCGUCGUCGAGAUCCAAUAUCGGCUAGGAGCAUUCGGAUUCCUCUCCUCUGCGGAGGUCAAGGAACAUGGCCAGCUCAAUGUCGGUCUUUUAGAUCAACGCCUCGCUCUGGAAUGGGUUCAGAAGCACAUCUCUAAGUUUGGUGGCGAUCCGAGCCGCGUCACCAUUGGUGGAGAGUCGGCGGGUGGCGGUUCGGUUUUGCUUCACGCUUCAGCUUACGGUGGUAAACAGACGAAUCUCUUCCAGAAUAUCAUCGCCGCAAGUCCAUACCUUCCAUCCACGUAUCAGUAUAAUGAUACGGCUCCGACAGCGCACUAUGACAAAUUUGUCGAGUUUGCCGGAUGUAGUGAUGCUUCGUCCACUUUUGAUUGCUUGGUUGCUGCCGAGAGCUCUGCAUUGCAGAACGCGAGCGGCACUGUUUCUACAACGCAGGGAUACUACGGCAGCUGGGCGUUUGUGCCGUCCAUAGACGGCGAUUAUAUACAGCAACGGCCAUCAGUACAGUUAUUAGAGGGGAAGGUGACUGGGAAAAGACUUCUUGUUGGCAAUAACGCCAACGAAGGUGUACUCCUUACAGACCCAGAGGUCAAUAGCAGAGAGAAAUACGAUAGUUUCGUCUCAACAACGUUUCCUUUAUUUACUCCGGAAGAUGUCACAUCCCUCAAUACCGCCUAUGAGAUUGACUCCUUACUUAGUGGCGAUGGUAUCCGAUACGACACGCUCGGUUACACUGGUCCAACUGCGUUGUAUCAGUCUGGUUUUGCUACAGGCAUACAACAGGCUGUGUUCAACCUCGCCGCCGAAACCAACUUUGUAUGCCCAGCUCAGUGGUUCGCCGAAGCAUUCAGUAGCGGUUCUCGGCAAGCGUGGAAAUAUCAAUACUCACUUACGCCGUCCUACCACGGCGCAGACUUGAACUCGUAUUUCGCUAUCGAUGCCACCUGGCCCAGCCCGGGAUUCAAACACGCCAUGCGAAAGAUCUACGGGAGCUUCAUCAUCAACAACACCCCUGUCAUCUCGGUUGAGGACGCGACUGCGGGUGAAUCGAACGCAACGGUCCCGAUCGGCUCGGAUGGCAAUAUUCAGUGGCCGGAAUUCGAUCUGGAGGGUCGGACACAAAUGAAUCUCAACACUACCGGCGGAACUGUAACGGGCACCGCGAUACCUCCUUACUUGAACUUCUACAUCCGAGAUGGCUCUGGCAUUGUGAACACGCUAAAUCUUUCCAAUUCCUACACGUGGGAAGGAGGGCGUGGUCGCCGGUGCGAUUUCUGGCGCGACGUUUCUGAAAGAGUUCCGCAGUAAAUAAUAACUACGUGAAAUGACAGGGUAUUUAUAGCAUGGUUUGGAAUUAAUUUAUCAACAUCUGUAGUUUAUCAAAGCACUUAUUUCAGUAAUUUUUUGUAGUUAUUAGAUAUAUCAUACUAUGGAAGCUUUAGUGGCGAUGCUCUCUUAGUGAGGUGUUUCUACCUAGUUCGCAAGACAGGGAAUUGGCGAAUUACUUUGUUUCCAAAGCACAGCCUUCUAUCCUAAUAAAAGAAAAAAAAAUGAUCGAAAGAAGGGAUUCUUACAGGUAGUUUAAUCUGAGGCCACUGUACAAGCCUUCGUAUUGGUUGGCGUAUCGCUUUUGAUAUUCGGAGACAAUUUCCAUAUAACAUCUGCAGUCCAACGAUAUUAUAAAUGAC